Messenger RNA from Marmota monax (woodchuck), 6422 nucleotides. It is a transcript of the gene Cyren, whose product is annotated as cell cycle regulator of NHEJ. Gene Ontology annotation, biological process: negative regulation of double-strand break repair via nonhomologous end joining; double-strand break repair via nonhomologous end joining. The coding region runs from base 335 to 808 and encodes 157 amino acids. NCBI's taxonomy places the organism in Eukaryota, Metazoa, Chordata, Mammalia, Rodentia, Sciuridae. The record is from RefSeq and is a predicted model, not a curated record. The transcript has 4 exons. Gene Ontology annotation, cellular component: cytoplasm; nucleus.
GGAAGGGGCGGGCAGAGCUGGGCUGGCACAACCGUCCGGAAUCCGCCUCCGGGACUCGCUCCCGACCCCUAGAAGGAGGCCCAAGACCUGGCAGCACAGCAAGGGCAGGGGAUGCGGCGCGCUCCUCCAGUGCAGGCGCCGUCUACGGAACGGAAGGGGCCGCGCGCCAGCUCUCGUGACUGGGCAGCCGCGGUCCGCGAGGCAUUAAAGAUUGGUGCCCUUUUGGAAAAAUGAGGCCUCUAAUUCCUGAUGUGACAGGAGUAAGAUUUGCUGUCCUGUCCUGAGUCAAGCAAGUCACUCAGAUCCUGACUCCUUAUUGGGGGAAAUUACAGUGAUGGAAACCUUAAAAUCUAAGAACAAAACCAGGGUCCUUCCCUGCUGGAUGACAGCCCAGGUGUCUGAAAGUAGGGUGGUGCCAGUGAAGACUCCCAAGCAGAGGAGAGUGGUGACAGGGCCAGCAGUAACAGCAGGAACUCCUGCCAUGAAGACUGUGUACUGCAUGAAUGAAGCAGAAAUGGUGGAUGUGGCUCUGGGGAUCCUGAUUGAGUGCCGUAAACAGGAAAAGCCCCAGGAGCAGUCACCUCUGGUGGAUGCUGAUAAGCUGGAGCUCUCCCCCAUCUGCUCUGUGUCUCCUCACACAAGUUCUCCUGGGAGCAGCAGCGAGGAAGAGGACGGUGGGAAAGACAAGGCUGCCUGGGGCCUCCGCCCUUCCCAGGGGCAGGGGACUUCCAGCUCUACAAGCAGAAGCCCCAAGGAAGCGGAGGAGGAAGAUGUGUUGAAAUAUGUCAGGGAGAUAUUUUUCAGCUGAGGAUAAACAGCUCGCUGGACUCUCUGCGGAGAGCAGCAGGAAGAGGCUGCUGCUGGUGCUCUUGCCCCUCACCCCCACCCCUAGGGUGCAGAUGUGGCUGCCUGUGUGCCCAGCUUUGCACCUCCCUGGGCCUGGCAGAUUCAUCCUAGAUCAGAAGCUCCAGGUGCCCUGGGCCUCCUGGGGGCUACUAUUUUCAGUGUGACAGUGAGGACCCAAACCAAAUUCCCAUUAGUUUCUCCUCGCACUGCAUCCCGCCUGGCACAGGGGGAUAGAAUCCCAAUUGUCUGUCUUAUUCUAGAGAAAAUGAGGUCAUGGGGUCCAACUUUUAAGAACCCAAGAGACAAUAAUUUUCAAGGAAAAGUAUGGCUACUGAAUAACUGUGAUUCCCAGGCUUUUGUAGCAUGAUCCCUCCCCAUCAGAGGCCCUCGCCCUCCAGCUUUGAAGACACGAGCUGCCCAUAGUUCCUGCUCCACCUGGGAGGGUGAGACUUUCCAACCAGAGACUGGUAAGCCAGACAGGCCGCCUUGAGCUGCUGCCUCUCUUCCACCUGGAAGCCUCUACCUUGAUUCCUGGGCAGGUUUAAAGUGCGAGUGGGUUGGGAGACCAUACACUAUAAUAAUAGAUGACACCAGAGUCCAUGUUUCUGCCUCUGUAUUCAGUGUGGCUUUGGAAAGGCACAGAAGGAGUAAACUGUUGCCAUACAGGUUUCCCAACAUACAGGUGACAAAAAAUACAGAGUUCUCCAGUGCACAAGUUGUUGUGCUUCUGUCCUUUCCAGUUAUGGGUGGAGAAGUGAGGGGAUGUAGCACCUGUGUGUGGAUCCAUUUGGUCCAGUCCACCUUCUCCUGCCCAAGGAUCAGGAGCAUCCUGCCCCUCCCUCCAGGGUCACAAUGAUAGGAAUGCUUGCCAGCUGAUUCCUGCUUCGUCCUUUGUGGAGGGACCUUCCAAACCUAGUUUUCUUUGUGCCAUGUGUGUUCUGUCUGUUGGAUCCCUCAGCCGUUCCUGGGCCAUGGGAGUGGAGUCCUGGUGAGGGGCUUAUUGCAGCAAGCCACUCCUCAUUGAGCGAAGGCUUGCUACUAGGUGCCCUUUCAUAGUGGUCCUGUUUGUUCCCAUAAACCUUCACUGAUUCCCGUUUGGCUCUCUUAUAAAUCAGCCUGCAAAUCUGACCCCAUAACAGGAAUCUUUACCUCCUAAAGCUAGAGGAAGAAUUGCCCAGAUGGGUUAAAUAAAGCAGGAAAUCAUGUGGCAGUGAGCCGUGUGCUUUUAGGGUGUCCGCAGAAGUCCUGAAGUACAGGCAGUCCUACACUAAGAAGCCGCAGCUGGCCUGGCCGUCCUUACUACCUUGGUCUCCUUGACACUGGGGACCCACCUGCUUUGCAGAGUUCUGUCUGCUGGGGUUUGAGAACGGCAUUAGCUAUGAAACAAAAUGGCUGAGAAGAUGUGCCAACCCCUGGGUUCUCUGGCACCUUCUCUGUAGUUAGAACUAACCCUCACAAUCACUUAAGCCUUUAGAUAGGUCUAACAGCUGGCACUUAUCCUUCUUGGCCCUUGGAGGGAACACAACCGUGGCCAUAAGUAACAGGAUGAGUAAAACCUGGGCCAGGCCCAGUGCCAGGAAGCCAGGCCCCAGGACAGAAAGGCUGACCCACUUCCACACAUAGGAGAGGAAGAGGCCCAAGCCUCCGGCUAGCAGCACAGAGGACAUUGCCAAGAAGCCCACUGCCAGCUGCCACUCUCCCUUGUCACCAUUGCACCAGGCGAGGAGGAGAGGCAGGGGGACAAAGAGUGUGAGGACCAGGGCACCGUAUACGCCAAGCCUGGCCAGCGCCAGGCCAAUCUGAGACACACCCCAGGCCUCUAGCUCAGGGAAGUGGUGACACUGGAGAGAGCCAGUGUCCUCGUUCCACAGGCAGAAGUUGUAGAAGCCAAUUCUCAGGUCGGGCAGGUCAGCGAGGUUGCCAGCCUUCCAGAGGAGAGCGUAGAACAGCAGGGAGAUGACCACAGCUGUCAGGAUCAUGAUGCCCACGAAGGAUAGAUGGUUGCCCCACAGUGGCCUGGGGAUGGCCAUCUCUCCUGCCCUUUUCAGGGGACCUGAGGGAAAGUCACACCAGUGAAUGUCCAGCUCUCCCUCUCUGCUCAUGCCCUGCAUCUUCUCAAGCUCCUGACCUCCCCCUGGCAAACUUAUUCUAACCCACCCUACCAGGACAGGAAGUCCCAGGUAACCUACAGCCAGGACCCACUCACAAGACAUCAGCUGCCCCUUGGAUUUGAGGUCAGGAGGAAGAGUCUCUCCUAGGCAGCUGUGAAGGCCUGAAGAGUCCCCACUGAAGUGCUUUUGGGUUAAAGGAUUUGCUCAGCCUAAAUGCCAGAAGCCACAGGAAGCAUUCUUGGGGGAAUUUCUCACAUCCUUAUAGAGGGUGCGUAUUGACAAGGUGGAGGACAAGGCUCACUGUCAGCAGGGUCCUGAAGGUGAAGGAAGGUAUGGAAGACCCGUGGAGCCAUGGAUCUCACCACAGCUACAGAAACACCCACCUGGAGAGCUAUAAAAGCCACACCUCAAUUGAAUCUAGACUUCUGGGUUUGAGGUGGGCACUGGUGUGUCUUCAAAGCUCUGCAGAUUCCUAGGAUAUGAGCCUGGGCUGAGGAUCACUGUCAGACUCUCUCUGUAAUGUCAUCUGCCCUGCUUUGGGAACUCAUUAUUGGGACAUACAUGAUGUCACCUGGUGAUGAAAUCCCAUUCCAGCACUCAUUACUUUUAAAACAUCUAUAGUUUUUUUUUUUUUUAAUUUCCUGAAAACAACAGUAAUAUAUACUAGUUCUAGGAAAUUUAGAAAAUAUUUUUUAAAAAGCCCUUUUAUCCCACCAUAUACAUAGAACCACUGUUAAUAUUUCACUAACAUUUCCCAUAUGCUGAUGUAUUUUACAAUAACCAUUGUGUUGCACAUGACACUCUUUUCACUGAAUAGUCCAUGUCGUAGAUUUAUCCUUUACACUAGCAAUUGACAAGUUGUUUCCAUUUUUCACCUUUGUGAUAGUGAAGAAGCUUAUAGGAAUCUUGCUUGGAAUCUGACUUUUCCCUGGAUUAGAUAUCUAGAAGAGCCGUCACAGGGUCAAGAUAGCUUAUCAUAGCGAUCCUAGGACAUCUUGCUAAACUGACCUAUAGAAAACUUGCUAAUUGUGGUCCUUCUAGAUGUAUGUAAAUGCCCAUUUCAUUACACUCCUCAUUAUUUUUAAAAAUUUACUACUUUUUUUACUCAGAAGAGUGUUUUCAAAAUGGCCUGUAAAACAGUAGUCUGCACACUGGGGCUUCAUCUGUGUGCAUUUUCCAUGUGAAUAAACCAGCCAUUUACAUCAGGGGUUAUGAGGGACGCCUAGCUGCAAACUUUGUGAGAUGCACGCACUGGAGCCAGAGUACCAAGUGGUGCCCUGUGAGCCUUGGCCAGCAGUGCCAGGUGGGAUCCAGCUGUGAAGUGUGUGGCAGCCAUUGGUGACCUGGGGAGGAACCCAGAGACCCUGGGGCUCAGCUCCUCAGGGGACCCCCUGGGGAGCAGCCCUUCUUUCCCACAGCUGUCUGAUUCUAUAUGCCGCAUUUGUUCUGCAAAAACAGAAAGGGACCAAGUGGAACAAAGAGCAUGGGUCAGGCUUGGAGAGAAGGCAGCUCCAUUCAAAGGACCCAAAUGAAGGCCAGAAAUGAGAACAGGGAUUCAUCAGAGAUCCUUUGACAGAGACCUGGUGCUGAGCAAGCCCUUGUUAGGACACUGAGCUCCUGAAUCUGUGCUGCCUCCACCAGGCCCUGGCAAUACUGAGUAGCCUGCUCUGCUCCUGCUUGUGCUUUUCUUCCCUCCAGACAGAGAUGGCAGUGACACUCGGAAACAAAGUGUGAGCGACCAUCUCAGCUCAAGCCUCAGCAGCUGCCCCUCUGCAGCACCUUAUUGUUUAAAGUCUCUGGAAACUCAAGGGGCAGAAGGCCCCCUUUGAAUGUCGUUGGAGAUUCUUGGAGCAUUGCUGCUUGUUCAUCAAUACUCUAAAAGGUGACUGAAUCCAACUGUUCUCUGAUGGUAUGAUGAAAAGUUUAACCAGUCUAGCCCAUGGUUUGAGAAAAUUCCCAAUGUAUUUUGCAUGGUUUUGAAUAUUUGACAACUUUAGUAAAAGCCUAUGUUUCUAAUGGGAUUUGGUAUUUUGGGAAGUGGGAUGGAUUUCGAGGGUGGGGACCUUGAUUUACACUACCAUGCUACAGAAAAUUGCCUGCACUGCCCUGGAACGAAGCAGGAUGGGAGAGAGGAUACUGUGUUUGAAUGCUCCCUCCCAUUUCUCCUGUUUGAAUCCUGAUUCAACUGGCUUCCAAAAAUCAUUACUAUUAAACAUUUUGGACUUGAAGACAGAGCCUGGAGCCUUUGUUUUUAACUUCCUCAUUUUUUUUUUUCAACUGACACUUAGAGGUUUUUGAUGGAGAGUGGAACAAAACAAAACUGGAGCCCAGAAGUGCAGGCCCAGGCCUGUGGAGGACAUGGUUUCCUUCUCCUCCUCAACUCUUCAUAUAUACAGUCAGGCCCACCUCCCGUGUCCAGUGCUUGAGGCUCUCCACCAUCUGGCUCCACUUAGGACUUGAACUUUCAGUGUUCCACUGAGGCCCAGCUCCUUUUUCCUCCACUCUAGCUUUGCAUGGUCCAGCAUCUGCUCAGGCUGUGUCCAUUCUUAGCCCAUGCUCAGCCACUCUCCAACCCCCAGCAUCCCACCUGACUUUCUGACUUUCUACCUGAUUAAAACCUUCAGUGAUUCCUGAGCUUUCCUGGACUGAUGUCAGCAUACAGAGAAUUUCUUUUUUUUUUAAUUAAUGAAUGAAAAUGUGCUUGGUGUCUUUGGGUUAUUUCACUUACGUGUGUUAUGUCCACAUCGUAACCACACAGUGGAGCUUCUUGAGUGAGGGGCCAUCUUCAUGUUCCGCACAUUCCCAGCACAGUGCCAAGAUGUCCGAUUGUGCUUCCUGUUGGAAACACGUACAGACUUUAGGAAGCUGGGACAGAGAGGUUGGAGUCUAGUCCUGGCUUUUCCUAAACGUUUCACAUGACAGCGUCUGGAUAUGUGGUUGGAAACCCGUGACACUGUUCUGCCAGCCCCAAAGUCUGCCCUGUUCUUUUCGUUUUAUAACAAUCCUGGUAAUCAUGUUCUCACGACAAUGAGCUUUUUAAUGACCAGCCAGUGCUUCCUUCAAAGGGCAAAAGGGUAGACUGCUGAGUCACUGUGGCCAUUUUUAGAUGAGCUUUUUCCUGUUUAUAAGAAAGUAGUGCGUGCCAAUUGCAGAAAACUAUAAAAUAAAUGAAAGUGUAGAGAAAAGACGAAAAAUCAAUUUCUAUGACUCCAGGUCAUAGAAAUACUCACUCUUAGCGCUCUGUAAUGUUGUUUUAUACGCUAGGAUCACAUAAACAUAUGUUCACGUUCCACUUUGUGAACAUCAUUGUAGAAUAAACCUUUCCCUAUAUCACUAGAAACGUUUCCUAUGUGAUACCUUUAAGGGCUUCAUAUAGCCAUUUCAGAGCUUAAAGUGUUUCUAAAUUGUAUUUUGUAACAUUAUUUUAUAUAUUAUAAAUAAAGUUAUAGUGAGUAUGUAUGUGAA